Apaloderma vittatum (bar-tailed trogon) is the source of this 680-nucleotide messenger RNA. It is a transcript of the gene BUD31, whose product is annotated as BUD31 homolog (S. cerevisiae). The coding region runs from base 27 to 461 and encodes 144 amino acids. The record is from RefSeq and is a predicted model, not a curated record. The transcript has 4 exons. Gene Ontology annotation, biological process: mRNA splicing, via spliceosome. NCBI's taxonomy places the organism in Eukaryota, Metazoa, Chordata, Aves, Trogoniformes, Trogonidae. Gene Ontology annotation, cellular component: nucleus; spliceosomal complex.
CUUUUGCCUCCCUCAUUUCUGAGGUGAUGCCCAAAGUGAAGCGGAGCAGGAAGCCUCCCCCGGAUGGCUGGGAGCUGAUCGAGCCAACGCUAGAUGAGCUGGAUCAGAAGAUGAGGGAAGCGGAGACUGAACCUCAUGAAGGGAAGAGGAAAGUAGAAUCCCUUUGGCCUAUCUUCAGAAUUCAUCACCAGAAAACGCGCUACAUCUUUGACCUCUUCUAUAAAAGAAAAGCCAUCAGCAGAGAGCUCUAUGAGUACUGCAUCAAGGAAGGAUACGCUGACAAAAACUUGAUUGCAAAGUGGAAGAAACAGGGUUAUGAGAACCUCUGCUGCCUGCGAUGUAUCCAGACACGGGACACCAACUUUGGAACCAACUGCAUCUGCAGGGUCCCCAAAAGCAAGCUGGAAGUGGGGAGGAUCAUUGAAUGCACUCACUGUGGAUGCAGAGGCUGUUCAGGGUGAAGCCUUUAGCCCCAAGACUGCUUUUUGAACUCUGAGGGAUAUCAUCCUACGCAAUGGACUAUUAGCACAAUUACAGCCACCUUCUGCGUGAUUGGUUACUUCUCUACGGCAAUUAAAACUGCAGCAUACUCAUCUGGAUCGCAUAUACAGUGGUGGUUGGUUGGGAGUAGGUUUUCGUGUAGUCAUUUAUUUUAAAAUAAAGGCUGCCCUCCUGAGAGA